CACAAAACUGUAGUAAACUUAGCAAAACUGAUUGACAACAAAAAGAAAAAUUCUCGUUGUAUUGAACAAAAAAUGAAAAAGUAAAAAAUUUUAUUCCAUGCUCAAGUUUUAAUAGUAUAUUUAUAAUAACCAACAAUGUGGUAAAGGCAUUAUAUGUUUGAAUAUUUUUAGUCUAGUGCAUAAUGGAUGCAUCGGCAUCCAACAAAACGAAUCCCGAAAAUAAUUUAUAUGAUCUUUAUUUGAAAAUUGAAAAUCCCAUCUACUCGGCUCGAGUUCCAUAUAAUAAACCUGUAGUGAAAUAUACGCGCCUACCAGACUUCGAUCUCAACACUAAAGCAUUAUGGUCACCACAAUAUAUAUCUUUGGAACCAAGGUUACGUCGCAUCAUUACCAUUGAAGAGCCAAAAGAAACCACACAUAGGUCAUUGAGAUCCAAUGUUGCUACACCAGGUGUAAUGACGUCCAAAGUAUGCAAGAGAAAAAUAGUAACCAUUGAAGAAGAAAGUGAAACAAAUGUCUAUCCAAAAUUUUUACCUAGUAGCCGUCGAAGUGUCUCUAAAGCAGUAAAUAGAGCUACAGAGGUUGAAUUGGAGGAAACCACAAAGAGUGCUCAAAAUAUAACUAGACUAUCAUAUGUUAAAAAAUAUUCCAAGGACACAAAGUGUAGUGUUAAAUAUAAUAUGACCAAUAAUAAAAAAGAAACCACUCCCAAAUUUGAAAACAAGUAUAAGUAUUCAAGAGGGGAUAAUUCAGGGCAAAACACUACAAAAUACAAAGAAUUCAAUGACAAUGAAUCAACAAAAAGCGCUAAAAGUAUAAAAAGUGCUGGGUCAUCACCUAAAUUUAGCUUAAGUAAAAAGUUAUUAAACCCAAAGGAAAAUGAAAAGGAGUGUACUCCCAAGAAAAACAAAUUAAAAGAAUACAUCAACAUUAAGGCACCACCAAAAACUGUUUUGGAUAAGACAAAAAGAACUAAAUCUCCACCUAAUUUUAAUCGUAACAAAAUGUCUCUUAUCAAAGAUAUUAAAGACAAGGUUAGACCGGUUUCUGUAAUACAUGUGCCACUUGAUGAUCAUUUUCGCAAACGUGAUAUUGGAACUGAGGCUUCAGAGGUCAUCAUGAAUCAAGCUGUACAUUCUAUUAAUAAUGUCACUACAGCGGUUCAGGCAGUUCCAGAUGUGACAUUUAAGGAUGUAGAAAUUUCAACAAAUUUUACACCAGAGAAAGUGAAUCAAAUGACAUCUGUUGAUGAAGUGAUAAGCAAAUUAGGUAGUGAAUGUAAGGAUAUCAAAGAUACUUACGAUAGUCUUGAAAUACCAAAUGUAAGCUUAAUAAAUAGUAAAACUGACUCGUCCAAAGACCUAGACAUUGAAAAAAAAAUUAAUAAUAUACCGAACAGUUAUGUAAAAGAAGAAAAAGAACAUGAUACUGAUAUUGUUAGAACGCCUAAUAUUGAUAAUGCUUCUUCGAAUGUUAGCGAUAAAGAUAAAGACACUGUAUACCAUAAAAGUACAUCAUACAUUAUUGGCCGAGCUACCUUAACUUAUACAACAAGACAGAAAAUAAAUUUUCACCUAGUAGAAAAUAACGAAGUUUUGCACUCUAGGAUCUCACCACGUUCAUUAAAUUAUCCUUUGAACGUUGUUUCCGUACUGAAAAAGGAAAUAUCGAAUCAGAAAUACAAUAACGAUGACAAACUAAACUACAAUAGCCAAGAUAGUAAAUCUGACGAUGAAACAGAAACUCGUCUUACUCCUAUUAACCGUUCUUAUGCUCUCAAGAGUGAAAAAUUAGUAAAACCAUCAGAUAUAAUUAGUACAAUAAAACUUAAUAACAAUUUGUUACAUAGAGACCUCUGUGGACAGUUUCAACGAGAACUUAAUUUCAUUGAUUCAUUUUUCGAGUCUCUUCAGUAUUUAGAUAGCUGUUCCUUAUCUGAUAGAAGUAUAACAGAAAAAAAGGUUGAAAACUGGAUUAGCGGCGGUGCCAAUGAAGUGAAGAACUUUGAAUUUGGAUCAUUUUUGUCACAAUUCGAAAAUGAAUUUAAUAUUGACAACCCUAAAACAAUGGCGUCCGAGAGUCUUUGUCUGCUCAAUUUCCUCAUUCAAAAUGAGCAAAUUAAAGCAGAAUAUCUGUUGGAUGCUUUGAAAAUGCGUGAAGACGCUUUGAAACAUUUUACGAAGUCGCAAAUUUUGUGGUUGGAAGAUAAGAAAAAACAUGAUCACACCGACAUACCGACACUGAAAAAGAAACAAAGAGGUGCAAUCAUAAAACUUCAACACGAAUGUGGUGAAAUGCAGCGCAUGCGAAAGGCUCUGUUGGCGUUGUCGGAACAACGUAAACUGGCAUUGAAGAAAACAAAGAAGAACAUAGAACUUAAAUUAAGGAAUAGCUCUGAUGUGGAACAAAUUAUAUUGGGAAAAAAGAAAUUAAGACGUAAUGUUUCUACAGAUCGUAACAAUGCACCUCUUAAAUGUUUUGAAUUGUCUAGCAGCGGCUGCGAUGAUAGCACUACAUCGAGGCCCAAGUCAAACGCAUCCAUUGUACUGAACGACUUAAAGGCAGUGACGAGCGCCGAAAAGUGCGUUCAAACAGGUGAAAGCCUCCCCCUUACAUCAGACCAAUCAACGAACACCUUCGACGAGAAUUUUGUAGUUGUUGAUGGUAGCUACUUGAACAUCGUUUUCCAAAAUCUAUCACCUCAGAUCUUCAGCGCCGGUAAACAGUACGAAGUGAACAAGGACGCCCUGAAGAAUAUAGUCGAUAAAAGUAAUAUGCACAAUAUUAAUCAAAAUAACGAAGUAGCGCUUGAAGAGUUUAUGGAUCAUAUAAAGAAUCACGAGUUGGAAUCGAGUUCACCGUCCACUGCGAGAAGUUUAGUGGAUGAAUUCGACCAGAUUUACAAGACCUAUUCCGAUGAUGAUAUCUCAUACGAAGUCGGCCGUGCUCUUGUGGACGACAUCAAAGAGGUUCAAGUUUCACCUGAAGCUGGAAACAUCAAAAAUGAUGUUAAGACAUUGGCUGUUCCGAGUGGGGGAGUUGAUCGUUCAGUGUCCGUUGACGAAUGCUGUAGUUGUGAGCCAUUAGUAGCUAGUGUUGGGAUUCAGGUGUCCAAAGGCAAGGAAGUGGCUCAAACUAGUGUGACGGGACCAUUACCUAUACCAGCUGGUGCUGCUUCCACUGAUGAUGUAUCAUCUGAAGUAGCCACUUGGUUGACGCAGAGAUCAUCGGUGAAGUCCACCGGUGCGAGCAGUUCGAGUAGUCAAUCUCAUAAUCCUAGCAUUUCGUCAUUAUCAUCACCAGUUCAGUACGAGGCUGAAGAAUUACGUCGUCAACAACUAGCCAUUGAACGAGAGAUUAAAGCAUUAGAACAACAACAGUGUCAAUUGUUGGCGUUGCGUGAGAUACCGGACAAACCCCCACCACCGUACACGCCACCAACAGAACCACGACCGUUAAAAUCUCUAAACAAGUUCAUAGCUGAUGACAUCAAUGAACAGAAAAUACACAAGUUGCUUUUCCAACCUGGCAAGCAACUCGGCGAAACAGAUGUAUUUGAAGUAUUUGUCAAAGACUUCUGCCAAGAGUCCAUUGAAAGACAGAAGUUGGAUAGAAGCGACAAAUAUUGGGACACAUGCAAUAUGAUACCGGUUAAACCCAAGCCGGAUAAAGAGAAAUUAGUAAAGAAAGCUGCUGCUGACUUAAAAGAAGUCUUGUCGGAUGUACCACCUACCGUUGUUUCAGGUGUAGGAGCGAGGAGGUCAGACCACAUAGAUGAUAUAUUGUUUGCCGAGUGGCGACGUUGUGAACCAGAGUGGACUUCGUUGCACGCAGACGAAGUGAUUGUUAAAAAUCAGGUGUUUGAAAGCAUUUUUCAGAAGAUACUAUCAGAAACUGUCGACGAAUAUAAAAGAACUGUGCUCAGUAAACCAAGUGAUGGAUCUGUGCCAUGAAGUGUUAUUAUGUUAAGCCAUGAGUAAAAAAAAAACAAAUAAAAAAUAUAUCAACAUUUAUUAGCAUAUAUUAUAGGUAUAGUUAAAACAGCAUUGUCAAGUUCUAAGUUAUUUAUUUUGCAAUAGUAAUGUAAUGGAAAAUAUCACAUAGCUCUUACAUUUUACACUGACUAAAAGUUUCAUAAAUAUUAAGAGAAAAGAAAAUUUUGAUCUUAAAUCUACAUACAAUCAGUACAAUUUUUUACAAUUUCGUUGCCAGCAAACAUUGGUUAUCUAUGGAAGAGAUAAAAAUAUAAUACUAUAGAAAAAGGUAUUUAACAAAAUGUGUUUUUAUAAUGAACACUCUUAUAUAAACCACUCAUAGCCAUUAACACACAGAACAGUUAACUUCUUGAAACAAUACAAGUUGCAAGACUAGUGAAGUUGUAUUAUAAUAAACUAGAAAUUCAUCAGGACCUCAUAAAUAGUUCUGGCUCGAAGCAUUUAUAUGCACAUAAAAAAUAUGAGACAUUUAUCAUUGCCACUGAAAAUUACCUACUAUUUUCUAUGUAUGGACAUCGAAUCAACGAUUCAUUUUCAAGGUGAUUGUAUAAUUUUAUACUUAUAAAUCUCUUAUAAAUCUCAUAUAUAGUUUUGUAAUUCUAGUCGUCGGCCUUUAGAAUCGAUUCGAGAGGAUUGGGUCCUUUUCUUCUUGGAUUAGAUGGAACUUUUGUUGUUUCAGCUAAAACAGUAAGUAAUAUACACUAAGAACAAUAUAUUAAUGUAAAUAAAUUUGCAAUGUUCUAUCAAUAAAAGUAAUAAAUAUAUAAACUUUAAUGAUAAUGUUCCUUACUGGUAUGCCCGUGCGCUGCCUGUGUGACCUCCAAGCAGGCCAUCCAUUCUGUAAUACUAAUCUUGGAAUCAUGGUUUACGUCACAGUAACGAGGGAGUUUUCUUCCACAUCUUCUCAAUGGCUCCAUGUUUGAUAUCAGCUGGUGGAAAGCUUUCCACUCCCGUCUUUCCAAGGCUUUGUUUUUGUCUUUAUCUAACAUAACAUAGGUCCAAGUAGCUGCCUGCUCCUCCUUCGACGCCCCCCAUUUCACCACAUCUCUAUAGAAAGUGUUUUAUACUGUUAGAUCUCGACAUAUGUACUUAUUCUUAUAUUGUUAAACAAUAAGAUUUUAUAUGUUGAAUUGUUAAAUUAUUCCAAUGGUUUUUACAUAAUGUGCGAUAUUUAUUUUAUUGAAACGUUAUCUGCUCAUUGAAUUUACAAUGUUAGCCGCUUACAUGAUUGAUUCCUUUAUAUAAGUUAAGAAAUGGAAAUGAAUAGAGCAAAACGAUAUAUUGUUUUUGUUUAGGAAUAAUAAAAAAAUACUUAAUUUUUGGAGUAGUUACGAAAAAUUAUGUUAGUCUUAUAUUGUACUUAUGGAUAUUCUGUCGCUAGUUAGUCAAAUUAUUUAGAAACUUAUUUGUAUUGUGUUCUGUUAAUAUAAACCGAUACUUAAAUAUUUAAAUCAGUGUAAUAACAAUCCUCACCCUGGACCCGUGCCGUUGAUAGAAGUAGUCAUCUUUGAUAUGAAGAAACUUAUCAGGUCAUGGAGAAAAUGACUCUUCAUUGGUUCUGGGCAACCUAGUGUUAUGUGAAUAAAGAAUGUGUAGUUUUAUAUUAUACUGGUAUCAAAUACUUAAAAUAUUAAAGUCUGAUCAAGUAUUUAUUACAUUAGAUAGUUAUGAUUACACCUCCUGUAGUUUUCCUAUUGAAACCUGUGCAUUUUUGUUUUAGUGUUAUUUAUACUAUAUAAGUAGAAUCUACGUGUAGAUUUCUAGGAAAAUAUACUGUAUACAUUUUUAACUGUUAUAUUGUAAUUGUCCCAUAACUAUGUGGACUGUAUUUUAGUGCAAAAUGCAUGUAACAUGAAAGUGUAAUAAAUUCAUGUAAAAUUUUAAACAUUUAAUAUAGUUUUCAAACUCUAAAUCAAACAAGGUUUUAAAUUAUAGUUUUGAAGAAAACACAUUCUAAUAAAGUUUAAGACUCUUUCAACUAAAUUCUCAUAAUAUGUAGAUAAUUUUUGAAUAUUAAAUGUUUAAAUUUCUUAUUCUUAUAACCAUAGCAUGUUAUUUAAAUAUUUAACCGUUAAGACUUCGUUUGUGCAAAAAGUUAUAUAUGUAUUAUGUGUAAUUUAAUAGAUAGCUUGGAUCUAUAAAGUCAUUUUGUUCCUUA
Molecule: messenger RNA, 6153 nt
Organism: Danaus plexippus (monarch butterfly)
Lineage: Eukaryota; Metazoa; Arthropoda; Insecta; Lepidoptera; Nymphalidae
Exons: 9
Coding region: 183-3953 (1256 amino acids)
Biological process (GO): microtubule anchoring
Cellular component (GO): centrosome
Molecular function (GO): microtubule binding
Source: RefSeq, a predicted model, not a curated record